ACCGAUUGCAACGUCACAAGCAGCUCGUAGAAUGCCCAGCGUCACGGCGUCGCAGCGCUUCCAGAACGCGGGUCCGACGUCGCUCUCGCAGUGGCACUCGGUGCAGAACGCGUCGGCGUCCAGCGUGAAUGCGUCGAGCAUCGUGCUCUCGUUGCGCAAGCGCCUCGAGGCCAACGGCGGCGUCUACGGCUUCACGUCCUUUCUGAGUACAAUGAAGCAGUUUGGCGGGAGCACUCAAACGCUCUCGAAACCGCAGCUCAAGAAACUCUGCGCGGCCCACAAUAUUGCGAUCUCAGACAUUGAGGUGCGAUCCCUCGUUCUCUAUGUCGGUGACGACGACAACACGGCCGUGGCCUGUGCGGCACUGCGCGAUCUACUUCUGGGAAAACUCGACGGGCCGCGCCUCGACCUCGUCACCAGCGCCUUUCAGCGCCUCGACAGCCGCGAUAGAGGCUAUGUCGCAGUCGAAGACGUCCUUCGAUCGCACGAUGCCGGAAUGCACCCGUCGCUUCUCUUUUCAAAAACCGCCAGCGCCAGCCAAGUGCAAAGUGACUUCACCAAAGCAUUCACAAUCCUCUGCCCGCUUUGCACGCUUGUGAGUCUAGCGCAAUGGACCGAGUUCUUUCAAUGCGUGAGCGCAACCAUCGAGAAGAACGACUUUUUCGAGCUGCUCCUCACACGCGUCUGGCACGUCUUGCCGCCGAGCAACAACAGCAGCUUAAGCGAGAUGGCCCGUGCGCAACCUGCCUCGACGACAGCAAACACACUCCUCUCGGACCUCUCGUCACGCAACCUCUUGUCGACCGCGAUGGACUUUAGCUCCAAAUCCAAGACCUUCAACUACAAUGGUGACGCGUCACUGGAAGCCACGAACAACAACAACAACUAUGGCAACAACAACAAUAUCAACAACAUGGGCGCGUACCAAUCAACGUCGAGCAUUGACGUCUCAGCGGGCAAGGUCUCGCGCAUGACGUCGCGCAACGCCACGCUCAAUAGCGUGCAGACCGCUGCGUGCAUGGCCCACGCGACGUCGGACCGCAACGGCCUCUUGCCCAAGCCCAAGGACAUUAGCAUCGGCACCAAGAUGAUUCUCGGGCGUCUCCGUGCGUCGCUCAAAGCUCGGGGCGCCUCGGGCAUUGUCGGACUCUCGCGCAAAUUUCGGCUCAUGGACGAAGACGGCAACGGGUCCAUCGAUUUGGCCGAGUUCAAACGCGCCAUGCGUGACAGCGACGUCGACUGCAGCGACGCCGACUUGCGGCUGCUCUUUGAUGCCUUUGACGCCGAUGACAGUCAGUCGAUCGAGUUCAAGGAGUUUCUCAAUGGCGUUCGUGAGCCCAUGAACGCACGUCGCCUCGGGCUCGUGCACGCGGCGUUUCAAAAACUCGAUAAGAACGGCGACGGGGUCGUGGACCCGUCCGACAUUGUCGGCACGUACGACGCGAGCAAGCACCCGGAUGUGAUCGCAGGCAAGCGCACCCAAGACGACAUCUUUCGCGAGUUCCUCGACACAUUUGACGUCGACGUCAAGGACGGCAAGGUCUCGCGCGACGAGUGGGAGCACUACUACCACAACAUCAGCGCGUGCAUCGAGAGCGACGACUACUUUGAGCUCAUGAUGCGCAACGCAUGGCAGCUCAGCGGCGGUGUGGGCUGGGCUGCGAGCUCGUUCGAGCAAAACGGAUCGCGUGGCUGGCGGCCCGACGUCGAAUCCAGUCAGGCGCCGCCCCCACCACUACCGCUUCGGCGGUACGGCAAUGCCAGCGCGGGUGCCACGUCGUGCCUCAACGUCGAGGCGCCAUCGGCGCUGAAAAGCACGACGCCCGUCGACCUCCAGCACCCGCGUGAGCUCCGGCGCAUUGUGAAGCGGCUCAAGACGACGCUCAAAUCACGGGGUGCGCGCGGCUUUACGGGCUUGAGCCGGUCGUUUCGAAUCAUGGACACGAACGGGUCGGGCACGCUCGACAUGCAAGAGUUCCGCGCGGCGCUGGACCACUUGAGUGUGCACUUGAGCGCCAAUGACGUGGUGACGCUCUUUGACUACUUUGACGCGGACGGCAGCGGCAGCAUUAGCUUGACCGAGUUUUGCCGCGGCGUGCGCGACCCGAUGAACGAGCGGCGCAUGGUGUUUGUCCGCAUGGCGUUUGACCUUAUGGACGUCGACAAGAACCACGUGAUUACGGUCGAAGACGUCGUCCAGCGCUACGACGCCAAGAAGAACCCCGAGGUCAUUGCCGGUCGCAAGACCGAGCGCGACGUGUACACUGAGUUUUUGGAAACGUUCGAGGCGUCGUCACGUGUCCACGACGGCCGCGUCACGCUCGACGAGUGGACCGAGUACUAUGCCAACAUCAGCGCGUCGAUCGACGACGACGACUACUUUGAGUUGAUGAUGCGCAACGCGUGGCACAUUUCGGGCGGGGUUGGGUGGUGCGCCAACUCGACCAACCGCCGCGUGCUAAUCAACGACAAUCAAGUCGUCGAGGUUGAAAACGACCUUGGACUCCACGACACUGCCGCCAUUCACGCCCAGCUCGAGAAGAAGCUCGGAGCGAAAGCCAAGCUCUCGUUCUACGACGUUCUCGACCACUCGGUGCGCCCCGUCGAGCGCACCACGCGUCUCCGCAGCCAAAACAACACGAGCAGCGGCGCCGCCAAUUGCCUCUCCAUGGGCCAUGCAAGCGACAUGCCGUCCAAAGCCUCGUCGACCAAGCCAAGCGUCAAUGCCAGCAUGGCGCCUGUCGGUGUCCAGCCCAUAUUGAGCCGGCUCAAAGAGCACCUCAAACUCCGGCCGUCGAACGGCUACAUCUCGUUGCACCGCGCUUUUCGCCGCAUGGACACGGACGGUGACGGUCAUCUGAGCAUGCUAGCGUUCAAGCGAGCGUUGGCCAACUUUGAGAUUUCAGAAGUCGACGCCCGCAUUCUUUUCCACUACUUUGAUGUGGACCACAGCGGGUCGGUCGAAGUGGCCGAAUUCAUCACGGGGCUCCGCGACCCGAUGAACGAGCGCCGUCUUCGGUUCGUGCGCACUGCGUUCUCGCUCAUGGACAAGGAUGGGAAUGGCCUCCUUGAGCCGGCCGACAUUGUCGAGGCGUACGACGCGAGCAAGCAUCCGGACGUCAUUGCCGGUCGCAAGACACCAGACAUGGUGUUUCGCGAAUUUCUCGAUACGUUUGACGUCGACGGCAUGCACAACGCAGUGAUUACGCCGCUCAUGUGGGAGCACUACUACGCCAACAUUAGCGCCGUCAUCGACGACGACGACUACUUUGAGCUCAUGAUGCGCAACGCGUGGCAUAUUUCCGGGGGUGUCGGGUGGUGCGCCAACUCGACCAACCGCCGCGUGCUUGUCAACGACACGGAAGUCGUCGAGCUGCAAAACGACCUCGGGCUCACGAGCGGCAACUUGCGGGCGCGCCUCGACCAGCAAUUGCAGUCCAAUAUGAACUUGCCGGGUACGAUCAAGACGCUCAAUUCAGUCAACGUCACGGCGUGCCUCAACCAUGUGGACGCGCUGCCACCAACGAAAUCGGCGAGAACGAGCCCACCCAAGCGCAUCUCGCUUCAAACCAUGACGUCGACGCCAGCAAACACGACGCCAAAUGCCUCUCGUGAGCUGUCACCUGACACGAUCGAUGGGCUUUGGGGCGCACUGCGCCAUGGGCUGCGUCGUCAAGGCAAACUCGUGAUUGUGCAAACGCGCCGCGCUGUGCAGAGCGCGGGUAAGUCGAUGACGCCGGACCAGCUCCAAAGCGCCCUCGCGGCCGCAUCGCUUCCUGUGGCGCUACCCAUUGUGCACGCGCUCAUUUCGGACCUUCGGUCGCGCAAUGGCAAGCACAACAAGUGGGACGCGGGCGAUGUCGCGACACCAAAAGCCCCGACGGCAGCUGUCUGGAACCAGUUGAGUCCCCCGGUGGACGGCAGCGUCUUGCGCAUGGCCAAGCGCAUCUUUGCGCAGCUUCAAGUCGACGGGAAGGGCGAUGUGACGCCGCUCCUGCUUGCGCGAGCGUACGACGCACCAAGCCACCCGGACGUGGUCUUGGGCUUGGCGAAGGCCGACGACAAGUUUAAAGAGUUUGCUGCGUGCUUUGACGUGGAUGCGACGGGCCACAUUUCGUUCCAGAGCAUUGAGACGUACUGCAGCGACCUCCUCGCACACGUUGGUGACGCCGCCCACUGCCUCCAGAUCCUCCGCGACUCGUUCCAUGUCGAUAUUCCGCCGUCUUUGUAGAUUCCAUUCGAUUUGCAUCCGUAAUCGCGCGAAAAAACUAGUUUGAAUGAUGGCGACCUACGCACUCA
This is a messenger RNA of Saprolegnia diclina VS20, 4299 nucleotides long. RefSeq lists its product as hypothetical. Gene Ontology annotation, molecular function: calcium ion binding. The record is from RefSeq and is a predicted model, not a curated record. Bases 32 to 4231 code for a protein of 1399 amino acids. NCBI's taxonomy places the organism in Eukaryota, Oomycota, Saprolegniomycetes, Saprolegniales, Saprolegniaceae. The transcript is spliced from 4 exons.